GAAAUGGUCCCCGACGACUGCUCUUGUUGAUUCCCACUGAGCUUUUUGCUCUUUCUGCUCUGCCGCGUUCUCGGAUGCUCGAGUUCAUGGCGCGCGGUCUCGAGAGAGAUCUCCAGAGGAUUUUCUUCUCUCCCUUUGCCUGUUGCCUCUUACCGAGCCGCUUAUCUACCUGCCUGCUGCAGAGAGAGAGUUCAAGUGGUUUGACUGCCGAGGAGAAUAAGUCGAUAUGGGAGAGAAGGGAGCCGCCGCCGCCAACAUCGUGUGGGUGCUGCCGCUGGGGAUCUUUGACGCUGCCCUCAUCGCCUUGAAUGCCCUGCUGCUGUGCAGUGGGCUCCUGGGGCUGACCAUGAAGUGUGAUCCGACGCCGGGCUUGCCGAUACGAUGUGAGCAGUAAGAGGGAGGACACCGACUGGUGGACACUCACACGGUUCAUUCAUGCGUGUGUAUGCUGCUAAAAUUGAUAUCCACGCAGGCGUCGUCACGUUGGUGGGAGUCUUGCUUGGUGGCUUUGUGCUCCACCGACUCGCCAGUAAGCACGUCAGGCUUGCUCGCACUGACAGGGCCAUGUCGAUCGACAUGUGCACGUUGUGUGUGUCUUGUCGUGUUUCCAGGCUGCCCGCAGUCCGACAGGCGUGAUUGAUUCUCUUCGUACCCCUUAUCCAUCCACAUCCAUGCUGUCUGUGAGCGGGCCAUGCCAUUGUGACUCAGUGCAGCAGCAGCCGCCGCAGCAGCAGGGCUCAGUCCGCGAGCAGCGUGCCACCGGCGAGGGCUCUGCUGUCACGGACGGCGGCGUAGGCCGCCGUUGGAUGCUGCUCUGCGUGUUCCACGUCCAGCUGUAUGCCCUGCUUGCCGUGUCAAUAUUCUUCGGCGCCGAGUUGCGGGAGCUCCACAAGACCGGGCUCUCCCUCACCUACUGGUCAAAGUGCGACCCGGCCUUAACGACGUGUCGUUCUUUCUGGGUGGGAUGCUGAUCGAUGCGCUGAGGUCUCUCAACCAUAUUAUCCACCCUAAGCUGCCGGGGCGGCGGAGGAUACACCAGGCUGCCCGCAGUCCGACAGGCAGCUGAGCUGUGCAUCCCCUGCUUACACGUCCUCUAUGUGUGGAUGGACCGCGCCCUCUUGCUGCUCAAGCUCCUUAAUGGCUUCUUGCAGACAGACGGGUUUAUCAUGACCGUGUGCGGGUCUGUGCACGUGUUGGUCGAGUGGGUGGGGAGAUGGGUGAUGCACUCACGUCAUUUCUUGUGUUGAUACGCCGCUUCGUGGCCGGCCUCAUGUGAAGAGAUGAUGGGUGCAUUCGACUCGUCAGUCGUGUUGGUUGACUGAUGAAUUGGUCAGUUGUGUGCUAUAGAAGACGCUUAAAC
Vitrella brassicaformis is the source of this 1360-nucleotide messenger RNA. Lineage: Eukaryota; Vitrellaceae. The record is from the annotation of a GenBank genome assembly.